AUGAAGGCCAAGAAAUCUCGUCCAUACUCUUUAUCUGUCCAACCUCCACCAGACAUCGCCCUAGAAGUGGGUGACAGCUCUGUACGUUAUUCAUUGUUUACUUUGGAUUACUCUGCUGUGACUCCACCAGAAGCUGGCAUGGAUCUGUCUUUCCGCUUGACCUUUGAGGCUUUGCAUGCGUCUGCUCCAGAUGUCAAAGGGGAACCACAGUUGAUUAUCUCAGAGGCUUUUAGAGAGAUUCCACAGGGUGAUGGCUCUCUGACCCAUGUGCUGCACAAUGAAGAUGGGAAGAUUGGAGCUGUACGUUAUGUCAUGGGCUAUUCUGUCAGGCCUGCAGACUGUCUUACUCCCACCCUCACCUCCAGCAACUUGUUUGAAUACCCAGCACUUCAGUGGGCCUUGGUAAUUAUAUUUGCAAUUGAGGAGAUUAACAGCAAUCCACACUUGUUACCAAACCUCACAGUAGGAUACAAGAUAUAUGACUCAUGUACAGCAGAGAUUAUGGCCUUGCAGGGGUUAAUGUGGCAGCUGUCAGCUCAGAGAAAUCCUGUUCCAAAUUAUAGAUGUGCGAAAAAUUCUACAACAGUGGCUAUCAUUGGAGAUGCAUUAUCAGCCACUUCACUCCCUGUGGCUCAAAUCCUGGGACUGUAUAGAUUUCCACAGAUCACCUAUGCAGCUACCAUUCCUAUCCUUAGUGAUAAACUGAUAUUCCCUUCAUUUUUACGAACCAACCCAAACCAGGACUUUGAAUGCUUUGGGUUUGCUCAAUUAAUGGUUCACUUUCAUUGGAACUGGGUUGGGAUCCUUUUUCAGGAUAAUAACUUUGGUCGGCUGGCUGGCUUGGCACUAAAGAAGGAAAUGGCUAAAACUGGUGUCUGUAUAGAUUAUGCAGAGACAAUUCCAGUUCACUAUUCAGAAAGCAGAACUCUACAAAUUGUUGAUAUUGUCAAGAAAUCUACAGCAAAUGUAAUCAUGGUCUUUUCCAAUCCGCCAAGCCUUGUUCCAUUAAUGGAGGAAUUUUCAAGGCAGAAUAUUGUUGGAAAGGUCUGGGUUGCAUGCCAUUGCUGGUCUGAAGCUUUAAGUCUCUCUAGGAAGGAUUUUUUUAACUCAUUUAUGGGGACUCUUGGGUUUGCUUUUCACAGUGGGUGGAUUCCUGGAUUCAAGGAAUUCUUCUUUCAUGCCAACCCUUCUACAUUACCAGGAAAUCAGUUCAUUAAAGACUUCUGGCAAGAAGCAUUUGUGUGCAAAUGGGAGACCCCCAUGAUUGGUUCUACAGUAUCACAUGACAGAGAUCCCUUGCCAUGCUCAGGAUCUGAGGCCUUGGGAGACCUUUCCUUUCUUUCAUUUGACGAAUUCAGUGUAAGAACUGCAUACAAUGCAUAUAUUGCGGCAUAUGCUCUUGCACAUUCACUGCAGAAUUUCUAUUCUUGCGAGCCUGGAAGUGGACCUUUUCAUAAUCAGACAUGUGCUAGCUUUGACAAGAUUCUCCCAUGGCAGCUCUUUCAUUAUAUGAAGAAUGUUCGCUUUAAAAAACUAUCAGGAGAGGAAGUAUUCUUUGAUGAUAAUGGUGAACCACCUGUAGUUUAUGACAUCAUCAACUGGCAAUUAUCAGCUGAUGGUAACCUGAAGUAUGUCACCAUAGGGACGUUUAACUACAGCCUUGACCUAGGUCCAACGUUUCAGCUCAAUGACAGCGCCAUUAUAUGGAACGGAGAUGACAAUAGUAUUCCUCAGUCUGUUUGCAGUUGUAGUUGUGCACCUGGAUACAGGAAAGUUGUUCAUCGAGGAAAGCCAGUCUGUUGCUAUGACUGCAUUCCCUGUCCCAAAGGAGAGACUGCCAAUGAAACUGAUUCUCCAGAAUGCCUAAAGUGUGCGGAAGAUUACUGGUCCAAUGAGAGACAAGAUGUGUGUGUCCUGAAACCUUUGGAGUUUCUCAGCUAUGAAGAACCUUUAGGCAUCACUUUAGCUGCCUUUAGCAUUUUUCACUCUCUUAUCUCUCUUCAUAUCCUUGGGAUUUUUAUCAAAUACAGAGAAACCCCAAUUGUCAAAGCAAACAAUCGUGAUAUCAGUUAUUUGCUUCUUACUAGUCUGGUGCUCUGCUUUCUCUGUCCUUUAGUAUUUAUUGGGUAUCCUGUGAGAAGUACCUGUAUGCUAAGACAGACUGCCUUUGGAAUUAUAUUUGCAGCCUGCAUUUCCUGUGUACUAGCCAAAACUAUCACAGUUGUAUUUGCUUUUAAUGCCACGAAACCUGGCAGUCACUUAAAGAAAUGGAUGGGAUCAAAGUUAGCUACUUGCAUUAUUUUUAUCUGUACAAUAAUUCAAGCUAUAAUUUGCAUGGCUUGGCUGAUUAUUUCUCCACCUUAUCCAGAUGUAAAUACUUCAUCAAAAAUCGGAGUAUUGGUCAUUGAGUGCAAUGAAGCAUCGGCAGUUGCCUUCUGGGUAAUGUUAGGUUAUAUGGGUCUACUUGCCACUGUUAGUUUUAUUGUUGCCUUCUUAUCUAGAAACUUGCCAGACAGUUUUAAUGAAACUAAAUACAUUACAUUUAGCAUGCUAGUUUUUGUGAGUGUCUGGCUAUCAUUUAUCCCAGCGUAUCUAAGUACAAAAGGAAAAUAUAUGGUAGCUGUGGAAAUAUUUGCUAUCUUGUCUUCAGGUUUUGGGCUUCUAAUGUGCAUAUUUUUCCCUAAAUGUUAUAUAAUUCUAUUAAAACCUGAAAUGAACACCAGAGAACAAUUAAUGGGAAAAUCCACUUUCAGGAAAAGUGAAAAAACACAAGCUGAAGUCUAA
Messenger RNA from Protopterus annectens (West African lungfish), 2784 nucleotides. RefSeq names its product extracellular calcium-sensing receptor-like. Lineage: Eukaryota; Metazoa; Chordata; Ceratodontiformes; Protopteridae. Gene Ontology annotation, biological process: G protein-coupled receptor signaling pathway. Gene Ontology annotation, molecular function: G protein-coupled receptor activity. Bases 1 to 2784 code for a protein of 927 amino acids. The record is from RefSeq and is a predicted model, not a curated record. Gene Ontology annotation, cellular component: membrane. The transcript has 8 exons.